CACCUCCUGUGGCCACUCAGGGGGCCUGUGACUCGGAGCACACAGAGUCCCCCAGCCGGGCCACGUCUGGAGGCUGGGAGGGGAGGAUGGGUCUGUGUGGGCUGAACUGUGCCCCACAAAAAUCCUACGAUGAAGCCUGGAGGCCCAGCACUUGAGAAUGUGACGGGACUUGGAGACGGGGUGAUCAAGAUAAAACAGGUCACUGGGGCACCACCCAGCCAGAGCCCCCGGGGGCCGCUCCAGCCCAGGCCUGGGGGCCAGGUGCCCCUGCCAGCUACUUUCUCCCUGACGAUGCUUCCACGUCGUGGGCCUUUCCAGCUGGAAGAGACACCCCCAGCCGAUUCCUAGCCCGGCAAACACCUGCCCUGCCACAGUGCACACCUGCGACAGGCACAGCACCCACCUGGAGCCCACCUGCCCAGCCGGCCCAGGCAUUCGCCCCCUGCCCUGGAUCACCCCCGGGCAAGAGCCUGCCCAGCUAGACGCCACCCGACAGCCCAGAGUCCACAGAAACUGAGCCCCUCAAGCCCUUGCUCAAACACGCCACGCUGCCUGGAAACCCCCUCCGCCUCCUCGUGGCCGGCUGCCCAGCGUGGCCAUGUGUGGCGCGGAGCACCCUGCUCUGGAGUCUGCGAGUAAUGAGCUUUCUGGGCAGUUGGGUCCUGGCUGUCACCCUGCGCGCCUGGUAAGAUACAGCCAAGGACGCUUCACCGCACCCUCCCACCCCGUCUGCUGGCACCUGGGGAAGCCCCCCACCCCCUGCACCCCCGGUCGAGGUUCUGCGGCCGCAGCCCUCCCUGGGCCUGGGUCCCGGUGCCGGCCCAGCUUGGACGUGGUCAUUACCACGGUGGAGCUUCGCCACCCCAAGGGGCGAGGCCAACAGGCCAGAGCCCCAGGGGCCGGCCUGCCCCUCCUGCCAGGCGUGGGCUUCGCCCUGUCCCGACCCAGCCCGCCCAGCAGCAGUCGUCAGAGCAGGGGCCCCCGCGGGACCCAGCGCACCCCCUGGGUGCCCAGACAGAGCAGGGACCAGGCUGGGGCCCAUCUCCUAACGUGCCGAUGCCACUCCAGGGCCUUGGAGCCGGGCGCCCCUCAGCCCCUGCGGGUCCUCCGAGGCCAUCCUCGCGCCGGGCUGGCCUGGCUGCGGCUCCUGCUCCUGCAGGGAGGUGGCCCAUGGGGCUUGCGGGUAGACGCCCACUCCCUGGGGUUCCCUGCGUCUGACGCCACAGACUGGCCCCUCGUGGUGCCACCUGCCUCCAGAGUCAGCUCCCAAACAGACGCCGCCUGGGCGGGGGCUGCUGGGCCGCGCAGGGCCUGGGCUCCUGCCGGAAUCCUUCGCUCCUGGGCGAGGGGCUGCGCUGCGUUUCCCAGGGCCCGGCCGAGUCCACAGCCGACCGCAGGAACCGACCCGGGUCCUUGCAAGGGCGGAGGGCAGGUGGGCACAGUCCUGCAGGCUGGGCCCUGCCCCUCCGGCCGCUCUCCACAGCCAGGAUCCCAGCCGGCACCUCCUGCAGGCGGAGCAGGGAGCCAGGCGCUCUCCACGCCCUCAAAGAGCCAGAGGUAAAGGCAGCAGGAAAGGCGGCGGGCGUGGCGGGCUCACCAGGCGAAGAGCGGCUUGCUGUCCUCCUUGGAGAGCUC
Molecule: messenger RNA, 1635 nt
Organism: Propithecus coquereli (Coquerel's sifaka)
Lineage: Eukaryota; Metazoa; Chordata; Mammalia; Primates; Indriidae
Product: protein transport protein SEC31-like
Exons: 2
Coding region: 599-1561 (320 amino acids)
Source: RefSeq, a predicted model, not a curated record